CUCCCGAGCCCGCGGCCGCGCUAAUUAAUCAUUGACAGCGGCGCCGCGGGCAGGGCCAAGGUCGGCCCGGAGCCGCUUAGUCGCCGCGGCACCCCGGUUGCGCUCCCGGUGUCGGUGCCCGAGGAUGUGGCUGUACCUGGCGGUGGUGCUGGUGGGGCUGUACCUGCUGCGGCGCUGGCACCGGGAGCGGCAGACGGUGCCGAGGCUCUCGGAGAAGUAUGUGCUGAUCACAGGCUGCGACAGCGGCUUCGGCAACCUGCUGGCACAACAGCUGGACGCCCGGGGGCUGCGGGUGCUGGCCGCCUGCCUGACCAGCAGCGGGGCCGCGCAGCUGCGGGCGGCUGCCUCACCGCGGCUGCAGACCGUCCUCCUGGAUGUCACCUCCAGCCAGAGCAUCGCCACCGCCACCGCCUGGGUCCGGGAGUGUGUGGGCGACCGAGGGCUCUGGGGGCUGGUGAAUAACGCAGGGAUUGCCAUCCCGACCGCCCCUAAUGAGUGGCUGACCAAGGACGACUUCGUCAAGGUGCUGGACGUCAACCUGGUUGGCCUCAUCGAGGUGACGCUGAGCCUCCUGCCCCUGGUGCGGCAAGCGCGGGGCCGGGUGGUCAAUGUGGCCAGCGUGAUGGGCCGUGUCUCCUUUUUUGGCGGGGGGUACUGCAUCUCCAAGUAUGGCGUGGAGGCCUUCUCUGACAGCCUCCGGCUUGAGAUGCGCAGCUUCGGGGUGAAGGUCAGCGUGAUUGAGCCAGGCUACUUCAAGACAAUGAUCACCAACACCGAGAUCCUGGAGAAUAAUUUUCUUUCCAUCUGGGAGAAGCUCCCGGGGGAAAUCAAAGCAAGUUACGGGGAGAAUUACUUGAAGCAGUUUUUGGUAACAUUCAGGAAGAUGCAGAAGAGAUACAACUCCAACCUGACGCUGGUCACAGACUGCAUGGAGCAUGCGCUGACCAGCCGCUACCCUCGCACGCGCUACUCUGCAGGCUGGGAUGCCAAGCUGAUCUACAUCCCCCUCAGCUACCUGCCGUCAGCCCUCACAGAUGUCGUAUUCACCUGGCUCUCCCCCAUACCUGCCUGGAAAGCCUAAGGCAGGGAAUCAGCAUAGGCAGCUGACAGGCAGCAGCAGCCAGGGCCGGGCAGCACAGGGUGGGACCCAGCAUGGCCCACAGCCAAGGCCAUGCCAAUAGGUUCUUGAAUUUUUAAUGCAAUGUAUGUUUCACAACCCACUGUCCUCUGUUAGCAGACCAGUUUGCUUCUGAAUAAAGACAGCUCCUCCUCCCUG
Molecule: messenger RNA, 1276 nt
Organism: Aquila chrysaetos chrysaetos
Lineage: Eukaryota; Metazoa; Chordata; Aves; Accipitriformes; Accipitridae
Product: retinol dehydrogenase 16-like
Exons: 4
Coding region: 125-1081 (318 amino acids)
Molecular function (GO): oxidoreductase activity
Source: RefSeq, a predicted model, not a curated record